AUGCGCCCCGCAGCCCGGGCUGUCGCUCCCUGGCUGGCGGCUGCGGCGAGUCCCGCCAUGGAGUCCUACGAUGUGAUCGCGAACCAGCCCGUGGUGAUAGAUAACGGCUCUGGUGUAAUCAAGGCAGGUUUUGCAGGUGACCAGAUACCGAAGUACUGUUUUCCAAACUAUGUGGGCAGACCAAAGCACGUUCGUGUCAUGGCUGGUGCUUUAGAAGGGGACAUUUUCAUUGGGCCAAAAGCAGAGGAGCACCGAGGUCUGCUCUCGAUCAGAUACCCCAUGGAACAUGGCAUAGUGAAGGACUGGAAUGACAUGGAGCGCAUCUGGCACUAUGUGUAUUCGAAAGACCAGCUUCAGACUUUCUCAGAAGAGCAUCCUGUGCUCCUGACGGAGGCUCCCCUGAACCCACGGAAGAACCGAGAGCGAGCCGCUGAGGUUUUCUUUGAGACCUUCAACGUGCCAGCGCUUUUUAUCUCCAUGCAAGCGGUGCUCAGCCUUUACGCUACAGGGAGAACCACAGGGGUGGUGCUGGACUCCGGGGAUGGCGUUACCCAUGCGGUUCCUAUUUACGAAGGGUUUGCUAUGCCUCACUCCAUUAUGCGGAUCGAUAUCGCUGGCCGCGAUGUAUCCCGCUUCCUUCGCCUCUAUCUCCGGAAAGAAGGCUACGACUUUCACACAUCAUCAGAGUUCGAGAUCGUCAAAACCAUCAAAGAGCGUGCCUGUUACCUGUCAAUAAACCCCCAGAAGGACGAGACGUUAGAGACCGAGAAAGCCCAGUACUACCUGCCAGAUGGAAGCACUAUUGAGAUCGGCCCUGCCCGUUUCCGAGCCCCCGAGUUACUGUUCCGGCCUGACCUGAUUGGAGAAGAGUGCGAGGGGCUGCACGAGGUGUUGGUGUUCGCGGUUCAGAAAUCGGACAUGGACCUGAGGCGAACGCUCUUCUCCAACAUUGUGCUGUCCGGGGGCUCCACGCUCUUCAAAGGCUUUGGAGACAGGCUCUUGAGCGAAGUGAAGAAACUAGCACCCAAGGACGUCAAAAUAAGGAUAUCUGCUCCUCAGGAGAGAUUAUAUUCCACGUGGAUCGGUGGCUCUAUUCUGGCCUCGUUGGACACCUUUAAGAAAAUGUGGGUUUCAAAGAAGGAAUACGAAGAAGAUGGAGCCCGUGCCAUCCACCGAAAAACCUUCUAGCCCUGGGACCCGUCCUACACUCGCUUUUCUGAGUCCGAGUGUCUGUGAGGAGCUGUGUGUGUGUGUGCGUGCCGAGCAUGGCCCCAGAAUGUCAUGGAGCAAAGAGGAGGAGAAGGAUUAGAUCACUACUUCUUUUUUUUUUUUUUUUAAUUUUAAACUGUAGGAGGAAAAAUAACCAGGCCCCAUUUCUCCGGUUGGACCCAUUCCUUUUACCUUCACUCCUCUUGCGGCCACGUCUGUCACUCUAGAGAAAGGGAAUGGCUUAGAAAUGGAACAGCUGGACAGAAGGGAUCUGACCACUGUAGUUACGUAGCCUAAGACUCCAAACCCUGGCGUGUCCUUCCCCUCCGGCACUCCACAGCACUGGCUGCUUUGCCCUUCGUGGGUGCCCAGCAGUGAGUGUCUCUCGCUGGCCACUUCAUCUUUUUUUUUUUUUUUUCUUUUUUUUCUCUCAUAUUUUUAUACAGAAAAAACACAUUGGGAGCAGUUACAACUCCUCCCCCCCCCCCCUUUUUUGUUUUGUUUUUGGUGUGUGUGUGUGUGUGUGUGUGUGUGUGUGUGUGUGUAAACUCUUAGCCUGCUCCGUGGCUAUGGACCACGACUGCACAGCUGGCGCAACUGCUGACAGGACUUAGUUUGUAUUGCAUGGUGUAGGUCACAACCACCCCUCCGCCGCUCUGAUUGUACUAGACGGUUAUGAUCUUAGGCUCUUGUUCGCUGACGUUCUUUCUCCUUGUGAAGCAGGUGCCCAGGGUGGGUACAAAAGCACUGGGGUGUUUGCUUUGAGAGGUUUACAGGGCCGUGUCUCACUCUGUAAGAGAGGAAGCUGCAUUUCCCCCUUUCUCCCACAGCAGGGUCAAGGAACCAUCCAUUUUCAGCCGGACAAAACCUCUUCCAUUUGAUCCGUCCUUGGGCGAAAAAGCACAUUGUAACUUUUGAAUUAUUUUAUUUAUUGAAAUGUUUAAUAUCUAAGUUACUAACAGAGCUGCUGGUUCCAGGGGCAGCGGCUGCCCCUCUCCUUCCAACACCCUUGUACUGAAUUUUCCAUUGUUUAAUGCGAACACUAAUGUUUACAGCACACAUGCUUCGCAUAGUAGCCAGCUAGCCAACCCCGCAACGCUCCUUGGUUACUGUUAGCGAGUCAACGUUCUCUAGGAAUGCACCAAAUGAGAGGACAAUAAACUCUUAGUACGCUGGCAUUAUCA
Emys orbicularis (European pond turtle) is the source of this 2393-nucleotide messenger RNA. It is a transcript of the gene ACTR1A, whose product is annotated as actin related protein 1A. The coding region runs from base 1 to 1188 and encodes 395 amino acids. The transcript has 11 exons. The record is from RefSeq and is a predicted model, not a curated record. Lineage: Eukaryota; Metazoa; Chordata; Testudines; Emydidae.